Plasmodium cynomolgi strain B is the source of this 2022-nucleotide messenger RNA. RefSeq lists its product as hypothetical. The transcript is spliced from 2 exons. NCBI's taxonomy places the organism in Eukaryota, Apicomplexa, Aconoidasida, Haemosporida, Plasmodiidae. The record is from RefSeq and is a predicted model, not a curated record. The coding region runs from base 1 to 2022 and encodes 673 amino acids.
AUGGAGGAAGGAAAGGCAAAGUGUCACAUCAAACUGAAAAAGAGUGACCAGAAGAAUAGCACUAGGAAAAGAAAGACACUUAACGUGUUUGAAGAGUCACAUUGUAGUCAGGACGAGGGGAAUGAUAAAAAUGAGACAGAGGAAUGGAUAGGUGCAAAGGCACAAAAAAUUAGGGGAAUAAAAAAUGGGGAAGUUAUAACUGAACCAAGUAACGAUUUGGAGAAACAAGCCGAUUCAGCAACGUCUCAUUUUAUUCGUUCCCUACAGGAGAAGCUUGAACGAGUUCAAAAUAAGAAGAAAAUUGUUUAUUUGAAUUUUCCCCCCAAAAGGGGAGCCGGGUUAAGUGAAAAACAGUCUCAUGGGGAACUUGUCCGAGUUGGCAGCUCGGAGGCUAAGAACGGGGGUGAAGGCCGAAUGGAGGAGGGAGGACCUAACGAGCUGUCAGCAGGUUCCGCGGAUGGAAGGGACCCAAAUGAUGAUUCGCACGAAGUGGAGGACUCAGCCGGGUUAGCAGCGGAUGCAGGGUUAGCAGCGGAUGCAGGGUUAGCAGCGGAUGUAGGGUUAGCGGCGGAUGUAGAGUUAGCAGCGGAUGCAGGGUUGGCAGCGGAUGUAGGGUUGGCAGCGGAUGCAGGGUUGGCAGCGGAUGCAGGGUUGGCAGCGGAUGUAGGGUUAGCAGCGGACGCCGGGUUAGCAGCGGACGCCGGGUUAGCAGCGGAUGAAGGGUUAGCGGCUGAUUCCGAACUGACGGCCGACUUCCACCAGGACCGAAACCAGCGAGGCAAAGCGAACAAGUACCACAUCUCGGAGGAGAGCCUGACGUAUAGAAGGAAACUCUUCCUGGAAAAAUUCAACAAAAACGAAAAGGAGUCCAUUUUUAAAAAUGAAAUGAACAUGUACACAGAUUUUGACGACCAUCAUAUCGAGGUGGAAAAUUACGGGAAGCGCAUUUUGAGCAAAAUGGGAUUUAACGAAGAGAUUUACAAUAGGUACAUAAAUGAGUACUACCAGGAACGUAGCGACAAGAACUACUUUGACAGGAUAUAUGACUCCUUCCAGUCUCGGGAGUUUCGAUUCACGGGAGUGGGCGCGGAGGAAGAGAUGAGGGAGAAUAUGCAGCGGAUUCGGGGUGGGAAGGGGAGCGCAAGUAAGAGCGGAAGAAAGAGCGGAAGUGGGAGCAGAAGUGGGAGCAGAAGUAGGAGCAGAAGUAGGAGCAGAAGUAGGAGCAGAAGUAGGAGCAGAAGUGGGAGCAGCCACGAGGGAGAGGGCAGCAGGACGGGGCGAAAGAAAAGGCGAAGCGGAGACAGCGAGAGAGGUGAUAAGCCCCAUGACAACGCCCGGAGAAGCAAAGGUAAUAAAUGGGAACACAGAGAGGAAGCCAGGUGCGCGGACCCCAGCCCGAGUGACAACAUGGAUAACUGUAACCUAUUCGAAGGACUCAUUGUGAAAAUUAAUUUAAAAACUCAUGAAUUUUACAAACGAAAGGGAGUCAUAGUCUACACGAAAAGGGGAAGGAGAAGGAGAAAGGAGACAAGGGGGAGGAACACAGGGGGGGGGGAUGAACCGAGCUGCAUCCUUGGCUUACUGCUUUAUAAAAGCAACAAAUAUAUCCAUUUGUACAAAGAAGUGGUUAAGAAAAAGAUAAAGGACUACCUGUCGUGGAAGGAGGACAGAGGAGGGACAGAGAAGGAAGGAGGUGGUCGAGUUGGGGAUGGCCGCGUUGGGGGUGGCCGCGUUGGGGAUGGCCGAGUUGGGGAUUACCACGCUGGGGAUGGCCGAGUUGGAGACGACUCCAGUCUUGCCGAAGUGAAGUCGAAAUAUGUGGAAACGAGCAUCAGUGAGGAGACGGUAAAAUGCAAAGUUGUCGGGAGAGGUAUCUGCCUCUCGAAGGGAGACAUUUCUUUGUAUAAACAGACCGUCAAGCUGAAGAAGAUCAAGGGUGAUCACGCGCACGUCCAAGUCGAGGGGGGGCACCUUCUGAGGCUCUCCCUGGACGACGUUUGCCAAUACAUAAGCCACGUGUGA